Molecule: messenger RNA, 174 nt
Organism: Dictyostelium purpureum
Lineage: Eukaryota; Evosea; Eumycetozoa; Dictyosteliales; Dictyosteliaceae
Exons: 1
Molecular function (GO): protein binding
Source: RefSeq, a predicted model, not a curated record
AUGAUAACAGAAUAUUUUGAAGUAGUAGCAAUAAGAGAUCAUAAACCAAUUCAUCAAUCACAAUUACAAUUUAAAAAAGGAGAAAAGAUAUUGGUAGUGGAAACAGCACCAACUGGUUGGUGGAAAGGAGAAAUUGGGGCCAAAAAGGGGUUGUUUCCUGAAUCUUACGUUGCC